Archocentrus centrarchus (flier cichlid) is the source of this 798-nucleotide messenger RNA. RefSeq names its product zinc finger protein 492-like. Bases 4 to 798 code for a protein of 264 amino acids. The record is from RefSeq and is a predicted model, not a curated record. The transcript has 3 exons. NCBI's taxonomy places the organism in Eukaryota, Metazoa, Chordata, Actinopteri, Cichliformes, Cichlidae.
ACAAUGAGUUCAACACAACAGGACCAACAUGGAGCGAGAAGUCAGCGCUCUCAGGAGGCUGACAAACCUCACAGAAGGAAGGGAGGAAAAAAAUACACCUGUGAUCAGUGUGGGAAGGAUUUUACUACAAAGACUUUAUUAAAAAGACAUCAAGUGAGCCACACUGGAGAGAGGCCGUACAGCUGUGACUUGUGUGGAAAGUCUUUUACCCAGGCUGGACACUUAAAAGCACACCAGGUCAUCCACAGUGGAGAGAAACCGUACAGCUGUGAUCAAUGUGGCAGAGCUUUUAAUCGAAGUAGCAACUUACAGAUGCAUCAAGUCACCCACUCUGGAAUUAAGGCAUACAGCUGUGACUAUUGUGGAAAGACUUUUACCAUGGCUGGAAGCUUAAAAACACACCAACUCAUCCACAGUGGAGAGAAGCCGUACAGCUGUGAUCAGUGUGGCAGAGCUUUUUCGCGUAGUAAUACCUUACGACGGCAUCAAGUUACCCACUCUGGAAUUAAGGCAUACAGCUGUGACUUGUGUGGAAAGACUUUUACCAUGGCUGGAAGCUUAAAAACACACCAACUCAUCCACAGUGGAGAGAAGCCGUACAGCUGUGAUCAGUGUGGCAGAGCUUUUUCGCGUAGUAAUACCUUACGACGGCAUCAAGUUACCCACUCUGGAAUUAAGGCAUACAGCUGUGACUAUUGUGGAAAAACUUUCAGUCGCAUAGAGAACAGAAAUACACACCUACGCAUUCACACUGGACACGAUGUGUUCUGCUGUGAUCAGUGUGGCAAAAAUACCUGA